Molecule: messenger RNA, 1171 nt
Organism: Cicer arietinum (chickpea)
Lineage: Eukaryota; Viridiplantae; Streptophyta; Magnoliopsida; Fabales; Fabaceae
Product: GCN5-related N-acetyltransferase 4, chloroplastic
Biological process (GO): N-terminal protein amino acid acetylation
Cellular component (GO): chloroplast
Molecular function (GO): N-acetyltransferase activity
Source: RefSeq, a predicted model, not a curated record
GUAAAGAGUAGCUUAGCUAACCAAACUUCUAACCUUUCUUAGUGUUAUGACUCUCUCUACAGUUUUUUUGUAAGCACCGAUAUUCUUUCAUUCAGCUGAAAGACAACCCUCCACGAAAUGCGGUCAAUUCCUCUUGGAACCUCAGUAUCUCCAAAACCUAUAAACACCUCAAAAAUUUCAUCUUUCAAUAUUAAUUUUAAGAAAUCAAAUAUUUUACCAUCUUGGGUUUCACCUUCAUCUCAUGAAUUCUCUAUUAUUUCUCUCUCACAAUCAGGGUUAUGCAGAGCCAGUCAAGUUGUUGAUUUGUUCCAAACUGUGUCUCCUGAAAUUACUGUCAGAGAGGCAAGAUUAGAGGACUGUUGGGAAGUGGCAGAGACUCAUUGCAGCUCUUUCUUUCCCGAAUAUUCCUUUCCAUUAGAUUUUGUGUUGAGAAUGGAUAGAUUGGUGGCUAUGUUAGCAGGAUUCUCUUUACCAAAUGGUUGCAAACGAACCUGUUUGGUUGCUGUUAUUGGCAAUUCCCUUGAUCAAACUUUCUUAUUUGGAAGUGAAGAUUUUAAAAUUGGGGGUUUUGAUGGGAAAUUAAGCCUCAACAAGGGAUAUGUGGCUGGCAUAUUAACAGUAGAUACAGUUGCAGAUUUUCUACCUAGAAAGGGGCCGUUGCGACAGAGAAGGACUGGAAUUGCAUACAUAUCAAAUGUGGCAGUCAGAGAAAAAUUUAGACAGAAAGGAAUAGCCAAACAAUUGGUGGCUAAGGCAGAAUCACAAGCCAGAAGUUGGGGAUGUCGUGCCAUCGCGUUACACUGCGAUUUACGAAAUCCCGCAGCGACUAAGUUAUACCAAGGCCAAGGUUUCAAAUCUAUAAAGGUUCCAGAAGGAGCUAACUGGCCUCAACCAAAGACCUCACCAGAUGUUAUGUUCAACUUCAUGAUGAAGCUUCUCAAUAAAUCAGCAGUUUGUAAAACUAAUUAGAUACUUAAUAGAUAGAAUUUUUUAUGUUGUACAAUGUAAUGUAUUUAAGAAAAGAAAAAUGUAGCAAGAUGGUCUAUUUGGUGUGUGUAUAAGUAAACCAAGGAAUUAGAAAAAAAAUUCAUUUAAAAACCUUUGGAAUUGCACAGGUAGCAGCAAGCAUUUGUAUAGUUGUAUUGUAUUGGCAUUGAUUCAUUUAUCCCAA